This is a messenger RNA of Lucilia sericata (common green bottle fly), 3135 nucleotides long. RefSeq lists its product as uncharacterized. The record is from RefSeq and is a predicted model, not a curated record. The transcript has a single exon. Bases 1 to 3135 code for a protein of 1044 amino acids. Gene Ontology annotation, biological process: DNA integration. Lineage: Eukaryota; Metazoa; Arthropoda; Insecta; Diptera; Calliphoridae. Gene Ontology annotation, molecular function: nucleic acid binding.
AUGGCACAAUUUCUCCGAAACGAGGCUAAGUUGAAUCGAACUCCGGACCUAAAAGUAGAAUAUGAUAAUGUUGUUCGAGAGUACGAAAUACUGGGUCACAUGACUAAAGUUUGCUCUCCAAUUACUCCAGAAAGUACUCCAAAUCCUAAAUUUUACUAUCUACCACAUCAUGCUGUAAUUAAGCCUGAUAGUGUAACUACGAAGGUCCGAGUUGUUUUCAAUGCCUCAUCUCCUUCAUCCAAUGGACUUAGCUUAAAUUCCUUGUUACAUGUUGGUCCAAUUUUGCAAAAUGACCUAACGGUUCUCAUCCUUAAAUGGCGGUUCUACAAAUAUGUCUUUAAUGCCGAUAUCCAAAAGAUGUAUAGACAGAUUUUGGUCGAUCCUAAGUACACUCCAUAUCAGCGAAUCGUAUUCCGCGAUAACCCGAACAGUCCAAUCUGUGACUACGAAUUAAAAACGGUCACGUUCGGGGUUAAUUGUGCGCCAUAUUUGGCCAUUCGUACUCUCCUGCAAUUAGCUGACGACGUACAAGGACUUUAUCCGAUAGCUAGUUCUAUUCUGAGAAACUCAAUGUAUGUCGAUGAUGUUUUGGCCGGUGCUCAUUCUGAGAACGAUUCCAUAAGAGCAAGAAAUGAGCUAAUUCAAGCACUUAAAUCAGCUGGUUUCGAUCUAAGAAAAUGGACGUCCAAUUCCCAGAGCAUAUUAGCAGAUAUUCCUUCUGAUUUCCUUCUCCAUGAAAACUUCUUAAAAUUUGAAGAUUAUAGCUCGGCAAAAACUUUAGGCAUUCGGUGGAAUGCUUGCCUAGAUGAGUUUUUCUUUAUUGCGAGCCAAUUCCAGGAGUCAUCAAAUUUUACGAAGAGAGAAGUUUUGUCGAAAAUUGCGAAACUUUUCGAUCCCGCUGGCUGGCUAGCUCCGUGUAUUGUCCAAGCGAAGAUCAUCAUGCAAAAAAUUUGGAUUGAUGGCACUGGUUGGGAUGAAACCCUAGCUCCAGAUACCCUUAAUCAGUGGAAAGCAUUCGAAGACAAUUAUCCCACAAUCAAUGCCAUACGGAUUCCUCGAUGGAUUGAUUAUGUUCCGAAAGCUGAAGUCCAGUUCCAUGGAUUUUGCGAUGCCUCGGAAAAGGCAUACGCUGCUGCAUUAUAUGUUCGAGUGUCGACUCCUAACUCUAGUAGUACCCACCUAAUAUCGUCCAAAACAAAAGUAGCUCCCAUUAAAACUCUGUCUAUUCCGAGACUUGAACUUUGCGGAGCCCUUUUGCUUGCUGAAAUGAUAGACAGUCUGUUGCCCAGUUUGGAUGUGGAUAGGUACGAUAUAUUCUGUUGGACGGAUUCCACAAUUGUGCUUUCUUGGCUAGCUAAAGCACCGUGUAACUGGCUUACCUUUGUCGCGAACAGAGUUUCCAAGAUAACACAAAUUGUUCCCUUUUCCAAAUGGGGUCAUGUGGUUUCUGAAGCAAAUCCGGCGGAUUUAGCAAGUAGAGGUCUUUGUCCACAAGAGGUAAAUCAAAAUGAUCUUUGGUGGUUUGGCCCAUCUUGGCUUAAAGAACCUACAUCUAAAUGGCCAAACUUCAAAAUGUCGAAUCUUCCAGCUACCGAUCUUGAGGUCAAACCUAUUCGUGUCCAUUUCUCCUAUUUCUCCAACUUCGAAGAUUUGCUAGAAAGAUUUUCCUCCUUUUCCAAGGCAAUGCGUGUAAUGGCAUAUGUCUACCGAUUCUUCUAUCGAACUCAUCCGAGAUUCCGUUACAACUUCUAUCGAGAAAUAACAUUACUUUCUAGCUCCGAAAUAGUUUCCGUUCGCGAUCGACUCAUUUCCGUUUGUCAAAAAUUCGCCUAUCCUAAUGAGUACAAAGCUCUCUCAUCCAGAGAAGAGAUUUCUAAAUCCAGCAAGCUUCUGAACCUUAAUCCUUUUCUCGAUCCAGAAGGCCUAAUACGAUCCUGUGGCAGACUUGAGUUAUCCCCAGACCUAUCCUAUAACGAAAAGUAUCCGAUUAUUAUUCCGUACAACUCCCAAUACGCAAGACUCUUAGUCCGAUUUAUCCAUGAUAUCAGCAUGCAUGGUGGAAAUCAACUAGUUCUACGUCUCCUACGUAUGCAAUACUGGAUCCCAAAGGCCAAAAAUCUCAUCAAGACGACCAUAAAUCACUGCAAGCCAUGUUUACUUUACAAGAAAAGAUGUCAGAAACAGAUUAUGGCCGCCCUACCUACAGAACGUAGCGAGAUUUCGCGGCCAUUUACCCGUACUGGCUUGGACUUUGCCGGUCCUUUUGAUGUGAAAAGUUAUUCCGGUCGUGGUUGCAGAAUGACUAAAGGGUACGUGUGUGUAUUUGUGUGCUUCGCUACUAAGGCGAUCCACUUAGAGGCAACAUCCGACCUCUCUACUCCUGCAUUCCUAGCAGCUUUUAGUCGAUUCGUCUCGCGUCGUGGAUGUCCUUUGCACUUGUAUUCUGACAAUGGUGCUAACUUCGUUGGUGCUUCUAAAAUCCUAGCCAAGGAAUUUCUCCAAACGAGUUACCAAAGAGUCCAAGCAAACUAUGCUCAUCAGAACAUCACCUGGCAUUUCAUUCCAGCUGGCGCUCCUCACAUGGGUGGUUUAUGGGAGGCUGGUGUUAAAAGCUUUAAAGCCCAUUUCCGCAAAACUACCGGAUGUUUAAAAUAUACACAUGAGGAACUCUCGACACUUCUAUCCAAGAUUGAAUCCUGUCUGAACUCUAGGCCAAUUUCUCCGAUGUCCACUGAUCCUACGGAUCUUUGUGCGUUAACUCCUGGCCAUUUCCUUAUUGGGACUCCAAUCCUGGCUCCUGUGGAUCCCCAGAUAAAUGAAUCCGCGAUUUCCAUAGUAAAUAAGUGGCAGAGGUUAAAGCUAAUCCAUCAGAAGUUCUGUCUCCGAUGGAAAAACGAGUAUCUAAAGGAACUCCAAAAGCGAGUAAAAUGGCAAAGGCCAGAACCUAAUCUCCAAGAAGGCUCACUGGUCGUUAUAAAAGAUGAGAAUCUCCCACCGAACUCUUGGCGACUAGGUCGAGCUACGAAAGUAUAUCAAGGUUCGGACAAUCGUGUACGGGUCGCUGAUAUAUUGACACAACGCGGCGUCAUAACUCGUCCCGUCGUAAAGCUCAUACUUCUGUUUGCACAGUCUUAA